ACUAUUUGGGAGAUGAUGGAGCAUACUACAAGGAUAUGGACCGGGUAUUGGCUUUUCAAAAAGGAUUGAGCACGUGGGCUCAGUGGGCCGACCGGAAUAUUAACAGCACUAGAACCACAAUCUUCUUCCAAUCACUUUCUCCAACGCAUUACAAUCCAAUAGAGUGGAAGAACUCAAUGUCUAGAAACUGCUAUGGGGAAACAGAGCCGAUGAGCGGGUUCAACUACACCAGCAACAACUUAGCAGAGGGGAGAAUGAUACAGGUGAUUCGUGGUGUGCUGAAUUCAAUGCGGACACCCGCAUACUUCUCCGACAUUACGCGGCUGUCUGAGCUGCGAAAGGACGCCCACCCAUCCAUUUAUAGCGGUGACCUCACCCCGCAGCAGCGAGCCAAUCCCGACCAUUCGUCCGACUGUAGCCAUUGGUGCCUUCCUGGUCUCCCUGAUACAUGGAACCAACUCUUCUAUGCGACCCUCUUCUUUUAAGCUUUUACCUUUUUUUUUUUCUUCUUCUCAAUUGUUUAACAUAGUU
This is a messenger RNA of Dendrobium catenatum, 531 nucleotides long. Its product is annotated as protein trichome birefringence-like 45. Gene Ontology annotation, cellular component: Golgi apparatus. The coding region runs from base 36 to 485 and encodes 149 amino acids. Gene Ontology annotation, molecular function: O-acetyltransferase activity. The transcript has 2 exons. NCBI's taxonomy places the organism in Eukaryota, Viridiplantae, Streptophyta, Magnoliopsida, Asparagales, Orchidaceae. The record is from RefSeq and is a predicted model, not a curated record.